Klebsormidium nitens is the source of this 243-nucleotide messenger RNA. The record is from the annotation of a GenBank genome assembly. NCBI's taxonomy places the organism in Eukaryota, Viridiplantae, Streptophyta, Klebsormidiophyceae, Klebsormidiales, Klebsormidiaceae.
AUGGAGAACGGACUGCUGACGAUUCCCCUGGCCCAAGAGGGCGUCCACAAAGCGCUCAGGCUGCUGCUGUACGGAACAGUCAUCGGACCCGCCGCUUCCAUCUCACUCUACUUCGCGGCGCGCGAGGCGCGAUAUGAGAACAUGGCUGGGGCGGGUACGACGAUAGCGUAUGAGGAGGACAUUAGCCGCACGGUCGAGGGACCGGUUCCAUGGGGUGGCCAUGAUAGGGCGGCGUUUCUGUAG